UAGACUGAACCAUGAAUCUUCAGGCUCAGCAAAAGUCUUCAAGCAAAAGGACUGGGAAACGAAUUACCUAUUUUAAUGAGCAGGAAAUACCUGUGUCAUCAAAAGAACCACAGCAGCAGCUUAAGGAAGGACAGUACUAUGGUCAUGGAGGGAAUAUACCGGUUUCCCAAACUAUGGAGAUUUCUCAUGCAGGAGGAUUAACAAGUGCCCCCAACAACGUUGCUUUGAUGAACUCUGUUUACAAUCAAGAUAGGGGAGAAGCAAUGAUGAUGUCCCAGACAGUAACAGCUGUCAAAUGGCAGAAUUCACUAAUGGGAAACCGGUUGCCAGAGAGGGGUGACAGCCACUGGCAGGCUCCACCUUCGAUGUGGAACCACAGUAUGGUUUUUGGGGGCAACCCAAAAGGACCCCACUCCAAUGCUGGUGCCCCAGGCUUCUAUGGCCACCCAGAAGCCCUUAAAAGAAAUCAAGAGAAAGGAGUGUUUGUGUCACAGCUGGACUUAUAUGGAGAUGCUGUCCAGCAGAUGAUGUCCCAGAAGGCUCAGCUGGAACAGCAAGCCCUGGUUAGACAGCAAGCUCAAAUUAAUUCUUUUCAUCAGAUGCAAAAACAGCAGCAGCAGAAUCAAAGUCUGCCGUUACAGCCUUUCCAACUUGCAUUUGGUCACCAAGGCCAAAAGCAGGGUCUUCCUGAAUUGUUACAUGUCUUUCAAGAGGCCCCAGCUUCUUCCAGUCCAGCAUUUACUGCUCAACAAAAACAGCAAGCUCUUCCCCAGCUACAACUGUUUGAAAAUUUCUAUCCUCAGCAGCAGCAGCAGCAACAGGCUGCCACACAAGCCUUCAGUCUGCAGCAAACUACUUCCAUAGCACAGCCUCAUGUGGCAGCUGCAGCACCUCAGCAUCACAUGAUGGCACACCAGUUUCAGCAAACAGAGAGGAACCAGGAGCUAUUCAAGGCUCUAACAGAGCAGAACCCACAGACUGUGCUACCUCAGACCCAGAUUCCCUUUCCAAGAAGGUCACGGAGACUCUCCAAAGAAGGUGUCCUGCUGACAUCUGCAGGAGAAGUGUUGACUUCUAAGCAGGCAGAAGAACAACCUAGCAAUUUGUUUCUGCAUCACUGGCAAACACAUCAGCAAGAGGUUCCAUUACAGCAGCCACCUGAAUCACUGGCCCACAACAAAAGUGGCUAUUCGCACCCCAAGAGAAUGGAUCUGGGGCAGAAGGAUGUCCUGGUCAAUAGUGAGCUGUGCCAGAUGGAAACAGACAGGCAAGCCACCGCCCAGAAUGGUAGAGAUGGGGAGAAACAGGCAGCAGCAGCUGAAGAAAAUACUCAGAGAACUAAUGAUUUUCAGGGUGUGAGAGGUGGUGUAAUCCAGAGUACACGACGGAGACGGCGUGUUUCUCAAGAAGCCAAUUUGCUAACUUUAGCCCAAAAAGCUGUUGAGCUGGCUUCUCUUCAGAAUGUAAAGGAACUGGAUACUUCAGAAGAGAAGAAGAGUGUGCUGAUUGCAGCUCCAGGACCUACAGCUGCAAAAAGUGUUGUGGAAUUCACCAGUUCUUCACCAGCUCCCAAAAGAGCCCGGGAGGAUAACAGCCUCGUGCCUCUUAUCAUUCCUGUGUCUGUGCCAGUGAGAAAAAUUGACUUGCAGAGCCUUGGAAAGGAAAAGUCUGAGGAUGGAAAGCUCCAGAGAGGCCAAACAAAUGAUCGAGCUCCUUGUGAACGCAAGCCUUCUGUGAUAGUCACUCGGAGGCGAUCUAAUCGUAAUACUAACAUGGAAACCUCAAAUCAGCAUGAAGAUGCUGUUCCAAAGGAUGAAGCAGAGGGCUUUACCCGGAAACCAAAGCAGCGGCCAAGACCUGAGCCACUCUUCAUACCACCAAAAGCUGGCACCUUUAUUGCACCACCUGUUUAUUCUAACAUUACUCCAUAUCAGAGCCACUUACGGUCACCUGUCCGUCUGGCAGAUCAUCCUUCAGAUAGGAAUUUUGAGCUACCUCCUUACACUCCUCCGCCAAUUCUCAGUCCAGUGAGAGAAGGCUCUGGGCUAUAUUUUAAUGCUAUCCUCUCUUCAAGUGGUCAUUCGGUUCCACCUCCAAUGACCCCUAAAAGUGCUCACAGAACUCUGCUUAGAUCAAAUAGUUCAGAAGUUACCCCUCCUGUUCUUACGGUAGUGGGGGAAGCCACCCCGGUCAGUAUUGAACCGCGAAUAAAUGUAGGAACUCGCUUUCAAGCAGAAAUCCCGUCGCUCCAGGACAGAUCUUUGGCAGCAGUUGAUGAACAUAAAGCAGAGCUGGUGUGGCAGCCAUGGGGCGACCUGGAAACCAACAAAGUCACCCAAGAGAAUGUGGAAAACCUGCUAGCUGCUGCCUGUUCAAGCAUUUUUCCUGGGGCUGGAACCAACCAGGAGCUGGCGCUGCAUUUCUUACAUGAAGCAAAGGGAAGCAUUCUGGGAGCUUUGACCAAACUGCUGUUGAAGAGGCCAGUACGAUCACCUACCCACCCUUUGGCAGAUUAUCACUACACAGGGUCAGACAAGUGGAAAGUUGCUGAAAAAAAACUUUUCAACAAAGGCAUUGCAAUCUACAAGAAAGACUUUUUCUUGGUCCAAAAGCUUAUAAAAACCAAAACAGUGGCUCAGUGUGUGGAAUUCUACUACACAUACAAGAAACAGGUGAAAAUUGGUCGGAAUGGGACCUUAAUCUUUGGGGACAUUGAUGUUGCUAGUGAGAAAUCUAUGAAAGAUGAAGCUGAAGUUGACAUCAAGAGUUCCCAUAGGUUUGCACGCGUCCUUCCUCCCAGAAGGGACAUUUACAGUGAAGAACAGGGGCAUGUGGAGGAGGAGGAAGAGGAGGAAGAAGAGGAGGCAGAGGAAGGGUUGGAUAACAGAAAGAAGAGCACAGUUCCUCUCAAAGAUGAACAGACACUACAAGAUGGUGUAAUAGCCAAUGAUGCCAAUAUGAGGAGUCAAGAGGCAACUGUCACAGGCAGAAUUGGAAGGAAGCCAAGGGAGACAACACUGAAGCCUCGAAAGCCUAUUACUGCUCCAGUGCAGAGGAGGAGGCGGAAACAGAAGAUAAAAUCCGAUGCUACCAGUAAAACUCAGAACACAGAAAACACAUUUCCAUGUAAAAAAUGUGGCAGGGUGUUCUACAAGGUGAAAAGCCGCAGUGCUCACAUGAAAAGCCACGCAGAGCAGGAAAAGAAGGCGGCCGCACUGAAGCAGCAAGAGAAAGAGGCAGCAGCAGCGGCAGCAGCAGCCCACAGCCAGGCCCGGCAGGAAUUGAGCAGCGAGAGUGAGAGCAGCAGCAGUGGAAGCAGCAGUGCGAGCUCGGAUGAAGAUGGAGAAAUAUAGCAGCAGACCAGAAGUGGAGGGAGUAGCAAGGCUGGACCCAGCCUCCCUCUUGGUGGUCUCACUUUUUUUGCUUGCACUUUUCUUACCUGAACCAUCAGGUCUCAGUUUCAGUGCUGCCGUUUCCUCAUGCUACAUGUUCCACUUCACCUUGCCAGUACUGACCAAGCUGGAAUGGUGGAUGAAAAGAUUUCUUUCAACUUGGAUUUUUUUUUUUAAAAACAAAUAAGAUUUCUAUUCUAUUUAUAGUGAUACCUGAGGUACAUAAUAGAACAAUGUCACCUGCAGUGGAAGUAAGUUCUCUCUCAGGUCAGUCAGACCUUUCUUCUUGUGCUUGUCAGGAAUCAUGAUAACAGGGCUCUUGGAUAUAAAGGUUUCCAGACCGGAGCAAGAAAAUGAUGCUCUGCUCUGAGCUAAGUGUAUCCAGUUACUGUGACACUGGUGAUUUCUAGAUAUUUCCUUUCUCAGCAAGUUCUCCCUCCUGUUACACUUUUCUGUCUUUCUUUCUGAGCAUUUAUUCAGGCAGCCAACAAGUUUUGUGGAAAGAUGGUGUGCACUUUUGGCCUCUGCUUCACAAAAAUGAAAAGUGGGAUGAGCAAGACACUCUUCUUCUUUUUGAGAGGAAGUUUUAUUUUUCAAAAGGAAGCCUGAGGUGGUUUCUUUUAUGCCAUUAAGAAUGCAGCAAUGGAUAUUAAAAUAUCCUGUGGGAUUAGAGUAGCCACAGGCCUUGUAGGUUGUCUCAUCUUGGAAAACAAAAUAGUCUGCCUUUGAUUAACUUAAUGGAAAGUAGUCUGGGCUUCACAAGUGCAAUUUAAAAUGAAAACUGCUGGUUUUGACUUUGCAUAAAUGGGAGCAAGUUUGUUUAGUGAAAAUGAACCAAGACCUUCU
Messenger RNA from Gymnogyps californianus (California condor), 4238 nucleotides. RefSeq names its product mitotic deacetylase associated SANT domain protein (gene MIDEAS). The transcript is spliced from 12 exons. The record is from RefSeq and is a predicted model, not a curated record. Gene Ontology annotation, molecular function: transcription corepressor activity. Gene Ontology annotation, cellular component: histone deacetylase complex; transcription regulator complex. Gene Ontology annotation, biological process: negative regulation of DNA-templated transcription; regulation of transcription by RNA polymerase II. Bases 12 to 3353 code for a protein of 1113 amino acids. NCBI's taxonomy places the organism in Eukaryota, Metazoa, Chordata, Aves, Accipitriformes, Cathartidae.